AUGAGUGGCGCCGGAACCCCUGAUUUCUUCUAUAGAGAAGCUCAGCGCCUCGGCUACGUAGCACGCUCUGCUUUCAAGGUGAUAAUUUCCAUUCCUCCAUUCGCACCUGAUCUCCCUUGUUACUGUAUUUCUUUCGAUGGUCAUUCUCUGACUCUCUGCUUUGAUUCCAUUCGCUCGCUCUUCCUCCAGCUUCUCCAGAUACAGAAUAAGCACAAACUUAUAACUCCCGGGUCAUCCGUUCUUGAUCUGGGUUGCGCCCCCGGUGCUUGGCUUCAGGUGGCAUGCCAGAGCUUAGGUCCAUUACAAAGUGGCGGGGCUGUAGUGGGCAUUGAUCUCAAGAAGGUGAAGGUUCCUUCAGCUCACUGUGAUGCAAGGGUUCAGACUGUUUCAGCUGAUGUGGUGAAGCUCCCCAUGGACCAAAUUAGGGCUCUCUCUCCUAAGAAGAAAGGAUUUUCUGUGAUACUGUCAGACAUGUGCCCUUCAGUUUCUGGGAUUACAACCAGAGAUGCUGCUUUAUCCAUGGAGCUAGGGAUGCGAGCACUUGAACUGGCUGUGGGUAGAGCAGCAGCAUCAAUUCAGCAGGAGGGGUCUGUAGAUGGACCUUCUGCUGCUGCUGAUACCAAUGAAAGUGGUAUAUUAUUAUCUGGAGGAAACCUAGUCAUCAAGCUUCUGGAGAGUGAGGAUAUUCAGGGUGAACUUCACCAAGAUAUGCAAGCCACUCUUCAGAAAGGCAUCGUGGUUAAGGCCGAAAGCAACACGAUCUUCGUCAAGAGAGAUCUACCUCAUCUGCCAAGGCCUCCAAUCAUAAAAGAUCCCGAUUCUCGGUUUGCUGCCGGAACAGCUGCAGAGGCAAGGCUGGAAACAAUGGAUCCACAGACUAGAAGGAAGAGCGGACUCAAUCUCCCUGCCGGGAUGAACGAGACCUCCCUCCGCCUCGACAGCAUUGCCAAGCAAAAUCCAUCUGUUUCCUCCUCUACGGCAUUUCGAGUCGCCUCGGUGUCUUCCCCCCGAAUGAUCUCCAGCCUAUCGUCGCCAUCGAAGACUUCUGUCUGCAGCGAUCGGUUCAUACCUUGCCGAUCGGCUUCCCGUCUCAACACAUUUGGGCUUCUGGACAAGCCGCCGGCGGCUGGUUCUCCCGUUAAAGAAGGAGGAGGGAACGAGACUUAUGCUAGAUUAUUGAAAUGUGAGCUGUUUGGGUCUGAUUUUGGCUCUUUUUCUUCCUCCCCUGCAGGCAGUAGCGGUUUGGGAAGUCCGAAUAUGCUGAGGUUCAAGACCGAUCACUCUGGAGGGCCCGAUUCCCCGUAUUCUCCUUCGAUCUUGAGGCAGGAUAGUGGAAGUUCUAAUGAAGGUUCUACCCCUACGAAGCCUCCCCGCAAGGUCCCCAAGACUCCCCAUAAGGUUUUAGAUGCUCCAUCUCUACAGGAUGACUUCUAUUUGAACGUGGUGGAUUGGUCGUCCCAGAACGUGCUUGCAGUUGGGUUAGGGACUUGUGUGUAUUUAUGGUCCGCAUCAAACAGCAAAGUGACAAAGUUGUGUGAUUUAGGACCUAAUGAUAGUGUGUGCUCAGUGCAAUGGACCAAAGAAGGUUCCUACAUAUCAGUUGGCACCCAUUUCGGGCAAGUUCAGGUGUGGGAUGGAACACAGUGCAAGCGGGUAAGGACAAUGGGAGGGCAUCAAACGAGGACAGGUGUAUUGGCUUGGAAUUCGCGGAUUCUGGCAUCAGGAAGCAGGGAUAGGAACAUACUUCAGCACGAUCUUCGUGUUCCUGGCGACUUUGUUAGCAAGCUUGUUGGCCAUAAAUCUGAGGUGUGUGGAUUAAAAUGGUCUCACGAUGACAGACAACUUGCAUCCGGUGGAAAUGACAAUCAGCUGCUAGUGUGGAACCAGCAAUCUCAGCAACCGAUUCUGAAGCUGACAGAACACACGGCGGCAGUGAAGGCGAUUACAUGGUCGCCUCACCAGAGCGGGCUGCUUGCGUCUGGAGGUGGAACUGCUGAUAGAUGUAUUCGCUUCUGGAACACUACCACCGGCCAUCAGUUAAACCAUAUUGAUACCGGUAGCCAGGUAUGCAAUCUAGCUUGGAGCAAGAACGUGAACGAGCUGGUGAGCACCCAUGGGUAUUCCCAGAACCAAAUCAUGGUGUGGAAGUAUCCAUCAUUAUCGAAGGUUGCAACUCUAACUGGGCACAGUUUGCGGGUUCUGUACCUUGCUAUGUCGCCUGAUGGUCAGACAAUAGUAACUGGAGCAGGAGAUGAAACUCUGCGGUUCUGGAAUGUCUUCCCAUCCAUGAAGACACCGGCGCCAGUUAAAGAUACAGGGCUUUGGUCGCUUGGACGAACGCACAUUAGAUGAUGAGAUUAUCAAUCAAUCUUCUACUAUUCAAUUCGUUCCCACCUGUACAUGAAGGGGUUAUGCAUAUACAUACCAAAUUUAUAUUUUCCACUCAGACAGAUUUGACAAAUAAUAUUUUAUGGAAACAGUUGUAUUGCUUUUAUCGAUUUUUUGGUAAAUGUAAAGUCAGUUGUCUCCAUAUAAUAAACCAAGUACCAUGAGCAC
This is a messenger RNA of Linum tenue, 2556 nucleotides long. NCBI's taxonomy places the organism in Eukaryota, Viridiplantae, Streptophyta, Magnoliopsida, Malpighiales, Linaceae. The record is from the annotation of a GenBank genome assembly.